AUGCAGCUCCUCAUGCGGCUCUGCGGCCUUUUCCUCGCCUCGCUGUCGUGCGUCCACGCCGCGGCCCCGACGGCCACGGACCGUUGUCCCCAGGGCGAACCGACGUGGCCCGACUUGAUCCGAAACGUGUCCACCUUCGACGACGGACGCCGAGAGCUGUCGGACAGGGGCCUCGACUGCGGCCGCACCGACGAUGGGGAUUAUUGGUGCGCGCCGCAAAGAUCCGCGGACGGAGAUGGAGACUGGCAUCGAUUCGACAGGCUGUCGAUACGAGUGGACCUGGGCGUCCGAGACAACGACAAGCAAGAAUACAACCUCGACGCUUACUUUGGCGACGAGAGCAUCCUCAAAACCGGCGAUGAAGCCCACCUCACCAAGCUCGUUCGCAACCUCAAGGGUGGAGAGGUUGCCGUCGUCGACGUGGCGCUGCCGGCCGUCUUCGGCACCAAGACGCCCCCCCCUCCGUGCGCUUCAGAAUUUCAAGAUCGUGCAGAACCCGACGAAAAAGAGCGGUUUCGUCAUCCUCGGUACGCCGGCCCGAUGCCUCCCUUCCUCCCGCGCAAGCUGAGCCCUUUUCUUCCCCUUCCCUCCUUGCAGUACCACGAGAUCAACCGUCGGGUGCACACAAAAGCCGUGUCGGACUCUUUCGCCUGGAUGUUUUACAAUGUCGUCUGGACCGCGCCGUUGGAUUUCCGCUUCUGGGCUGGCAUCCUAUACAACUCGAGUAAACGGCGUGAACCGGCGAUGCUCGGCGCCGCCGGGGGAGGCGUGCGAGAAGACGUCGCCGAGAAGGCAACGGCCGAGGGCCUGUGUCGUGCCCCCAUCGCCGCGCUGCGUCGGGCCGGCUGGUUCCGGGGGGCGGGAGCAGAUGUCACCGCCACCGCAAGGCAGCCACCCAGCGAGCACCAGCCACAGCAGCCGGCAAUGGGACCCCGGCUUGGAAGCGAGCGGCACCCCUCAACCACGUGGCGGCGUGGCAUCGGCACCCGCGUGGGCGCCAGAAUGACUCCAGCAGGGCCGACUUGCAGUACUGGCUUCGCUCUCCGCGCACGUGUGCACACGCUUGAAAUAUUCCCUGCACCUGCGUGUCUUCCAAGCGUGGUUGUGCACAGUCACGUGCCGGGCUGCUUACUGUACUUUACUUGGGUGCCUGGUACCGGCCGCGCCCUGACCCUGGACGGCACGUGCCGUGGUGUCAGUAAGUAUUACGCCGUACGGAGUACUUGCAAAUUGCACCGUCAAUUUUGCCCAGUGACUGUGCGGUACUUGCAUCUCGGGCACGGCCAGUACUUGCGUGCGCACCCACAAGUCAUUGCCAACGCCUACGAACCACUGCAGAGCAACUCGGGCUUGCGAGUACUUGGACGUGUACCCACGGCCAACGAUCAAGUACGCAUGCCGCCUUCGUACGACGACGAGCAAGUGUUCGAGUACGGGGUACCUGGUAGGGUGCGGCGCGGUGUGACCUACGUUCAGGCGUGGUGCUCGUACGGAGUACCGAGUGAUGCGAGUGAUUACGCGGCCUUGACCGCCAGCACGUUGCCUGCUCCUGCUCGUGAUGCCUUCACUCCUGUUUCAGCAUCCCAUGCUUGGCAGCCCUUGAGCUCGACUCGCCUCGCUCCGCGUCCUUUGGGCACGGCACCUCCAUCACCCACCGUCCGCGUCCCCCGCCCGCGUCGCCGUGGACGACGGUCCCGCCGCCGGUGCCGGAGCCGUCCCGUUGGCCGCUCUCUCCCGUCCGUUACGCCAAUGUCGCUCGCCGACCUGCCGCCCGAGCUGUGCGUCUCCGUCCUCAAACGGCUCUGCCUCGCCGACCUGCGCUCCGUGGCCGUCGUCGGCCGUCCGUUGGCCCUCCUCGCCGAGCCUCUGCUCUACGCGGCCGUCGAGGUGGCCUGGUCCGGCCGUGAGGCGGCCCCCUUGGCCUCGUUGCUGCGGAGCUUGGUCCGGGAGCCCGAGCGACGCGGCCACGUCCGCAGCCUGCGUCUCGUGGGCAACGUCGAGGACGAGUUCGAGGCCGACGAGCUGCCCGAGCUCGACGCCGCGGCCUUUCCCGUCGCCGGCAUGGCCGCCUUUGUCCGGUCCACGGCCGUGCCGCACGCGGAUCGCUGGGUCGACGAGCUGCGGUCCGGCAGCGUCGACGCCGUCGUCGCCGUCCUCGUCGCCAUGCUGCCCAACCUCGCCGAGCUCCACCUCGGUGCCAACUUCACCGUCGACAACGGCCUCCUGGGUGAGAUGCUUCGCCGUGCCGUCUGCGAGCCGUCCGAGCACCCGCGGCUGCCCACCUUUGCCGCCCUUGGCCGCGUCGACUUCUCCCGCCGCGCCGACGAAUGCUACCGCCGCGAGGCGAGCAACUCCGCCGACGUCCUCCCCCUGUUCUACCUGCCGAAUGUUCGUCACCUUGCCGUGUCCGUCGACAACCCGUCCGAGUUCGCCUGGCCCGUAUCCGCGCCGCCGACGCCCUCGUCCGUGACCGAGCUCGAGCUCCGCCGGCUACGCGAAUCACGCCUUCGGCCCCUCCUCGCCGUCCUCGUCCAUCUCCGACGUCUGCACUGGCACUGGUAUUACCAAGAGGAUCUGGACGAGCCCGUGAGCGCUCCCGUCGUCGAGCUCGACACCAUCGCCGCCGCCCUCUCCGCCGUUCGUGCGACCCUCACGCACUUGACCAUUCGCGCCGACACGUGCCCGGCCUUCUCCUACGGCGCCUACGAUCCGCCGCGACUGCGGACGCGAGCUUCGCUGGACGGAUUGGCCGAGCUCGGGAUCCUGACGAGCCUCUGCAUCCCCUGGGCCUUUGUCGCCGGCUUCUCCAAGCACGCGGCGAAACCGCUCGAUCGUGCCCUGCCGCCGAAUCUCGAGAUGCUCGCCUUGACGUCCGACCUGUGCCACCACGACGAGUGGCACUGGGACGACGGCUCCAUCGUUCUGGCCGUCCAACGCGCGCUCGAGAGCCGGCCCGAGCCGCCUCGGACGAAGCUGCGUACCGUCGUCCUGCCGCUCCCCGUCGGCCACGGCGAGCUCGCGGCCGAAUGGAUGCGGGCGCUCGCGCGCAUCGGCGCCGACGCCGGCGUCGACCUACGAUUGCCGUCGUCGUAG
Messenger RNA from Drechmeria coniospora, 3093 nucleotides. RefSeq lists its product as uncharacterized. The transcript is spliced from 10 exons. NCBI's taxonomy places the organism in Eukaryota, Fungi, Ascomycota, Sordariomycetes, Hypocreales, Ophiocordycipitaceae. Bases 1 to 3093 code for a protein of 1030 amino acids. The record is from RefSeq and is a predicted model, not a curated record. Gene Ontology annotation, molecular function: protein binding.